This is a messenger RNA of Nelumbo nucifera (sacred lotus), 1072 nucleotides long. It is a transcript of the gene PDF2, whose product is annotated as prefoldin 2. Gene Ontology annotation, cellular component: prefoldin complex. Lineage: Eukaryota; Viridiplantae; Streptophyta; Magnoliopsida; Proteales; Nelumbonaceae. Gene Ontology annotation, biological process: protein folding. The record is from RefSeq and is a predicted model, not a curated record.
CUAAAAAAGAAUGGGCAAGAAUAAAUGAGAUGUAGGUGUUUCCGUGUUUGGAUAUUCAUUUCUUGCCGCAGGACUCAUUCUUCCCAGAAUUUUUUUUUUUCGUUCGAGAUCGAGUUCUCUCGACUUGAACUCACUGAACCCUCGUCCCUCUCUUUCUCUCUCUUAAACCCUGUCUGGCUAUCUCUCUCUGUACAAGGUUAACCCUCGUCCCUCUCUCUCUCUCUGCUGAGGUAUCUCGAUCUGUUGAAGUCUCUACAAGGUAAAACUAAUCGACUCUCUCUCUGUACAAGGUAACGGUGAGAUCGAUCUCGAUCUGUUGAAGUCCUAAAGCUAAGAUCGAUCCAAAGAGAUCAAACCAAGGUUGACCACCAAUAUCAUCCCUGUAAGCAUUAAAAGAAAGCAGCACCGAUUAAGAGUCAUGACUAGCAAAGCUGAAGGUGCUUCCAAGGAACCUAUAAAUGAGCAGGCAGUGGCAAACAUGUAUGCCACCAUGAGAUCUGAAAUCAACCAACUUUACUCAAAAAUUACAGAACUGGAGAUGGAAGUGAGUGAGCAUUCUCUGGUGAUUGGAGCCAUACAGCCACUUGAUCCAUCUAGACGAUGCUAUAGGAUGAUUGGUGGUGUGCUUGUGGAAAGAACAAUCAAAGAUGUUCUGCCAGCGGUACAGCGCAACAAGGAGGGUCUUGAGGAGGUGAUUUCCCGGAUGAACGAGGCCUUGGAAAAGAAGAAAAAGGAAAUUGCCGAAUUUGAGGCAAAAUACAAAAUUAGGAUAAGAAAACCUGACAAUGAGGUGAAGGAUGAUGAUAAUCGUAAGGAAGGUUCUUCUCAAGGAGUACUUGUGGGUCCUGCAAGCACAAAGAAUGAAUAAGAGCAGAUAUGCAGACCUUUUGUUUAUUUAUGGUUAAUUGAAUUUUGUUCUAUGCAAUUUUCCCUUGAUAUGAUUGUGGUAUUAAAGGUGUUCAAGAAAUACUGUCGUAAUGAUUAGGGUUUAACCAGUGGAUCAUGAAUUUGAGAGACUGCAUUUCAUAUUUUAUAAUGCUGAAAACAUGUUGGGCUAGCAGUUUCACAUCAA